GCGUUUAGGUGCGCAUGUCAUAUAUGGGGUCGCCGGGUUUUAGCAGAUUUUCUUUUCUUUAGCUACAUGACCUAACUAGAUCAGCACAUGCUUGCUUAGCCAGAACGGUUAAGUUGGUCAUUCGGAGCCCCGGAUUUCAAAGUCAAGUACUCCGACUAUAUAACUAUCGGCCCAAUACAAAACCCCUCGUUUCUUCACCGGAGCUCCGGUUCGAAAUGAAGUGAAAACUAAUCGGAGCCAAGAAGAAGACGACGAUGGAUCAAAACCAGAGAUCGUCGUCGGCCUCAGCUUCGCGAGCUUACCAGUUCCACCCUGCCCGCGCUGCAAUCGUCAAUCUCUUUGACCUCUACUUAGGAGGAAAGAGCAGUAGUCGCCAGAAAUCAGAGGAUUCAAAUCGCGAACCUCCGAACAAGUCACAGAAGCGUGUGCUUGCACUCAAUAGAGAACUUCCUCCUCGAAACGAGCAGUUCCUUCUCGAUUUCGAGCAGCUCCAGAGCCAGUUUCCUGACCAAGAUCAACUGCGUGUUGUGACAGAGUCUGUGCUUAUAUCUCUAGUUGUGCAGUGCAGUAAUCAUGCACCACGGGCGGAGUUUCUUCUCUUUGCUUUAAGGAGUUUGUGCACAAUAGGUCACAUUAACUGGGAUAGUUUUUUGCCGUCCCUUCUUUCUUCUGUCUCCACGGCAGAAAUGUCAAUGGGUCAAGGGAGUCAAGCAAUGACGGGUAUUUCAUCACAGUCCAGUAUGCUUCCAAGUUCAAAUGCAAUUCCCAAUUCAUCUAACUUUCAAUCUUCAAAUCCUGCCUCUCCAUUACCUUCUGUUCAAGGAAUUGGUUCCCCCAGCCAGUCAGCUAUUGAACCUAUGACUGUGUCACCUGCUAAAUCAUCUGAUAUGCCCAGUAACGGACAGCAGGCUGCAGCAAGGGCCAAUUCAUCUAUAAGAGAUAAUGCAAUCAGCAGUCUACGUCAGUUGUGUUGCAAAAUUAUUUUGACUGGACUGGAAUUUAAUUUAAAACCAGUAACUCAUGCGGACAUAUUUUCUCAUAUGCUGAAUUGGCUGGUUAAUUGGGAUCAAAAACAACUGGGGACUGAUGAAUCUGAUGGCGUAAAGUCAUGGAGACCUGGGAAGGCACUAAUUGAAUGGCUGCAUAGCUGUUUGGAUGUGAUUUGGCUUUUGGUUGACGAGGAUAAAUGCCGAGUUCCCUUCUAUGAAUUACUCCGCAGUGGCUUGCAAUUCAUGGAGAACAUACCUGAUGAUGAAGCUUUGUUUACUCUAAUUUUGGAGAUCCAUAGGAGGCGAGAUAUGAUGGCUAUGCACAUGAAAAUGCUAGAUCAACACUUACAUUGCCCUACAUUUGGGACUCAUCGAAUUUUCUCGCAGACUACUCCUAGUAUUUCAGGUGAAGCAGUGGCAAGCUUGCGGUAUUCACCAAUCACAUAUCCAAGUGUACUUGGGGAACCAUUGCAUGGAGAGGAUCUUGCAAUUUCUAUUCCAAAAGGAAGUUUAGAUUGGGAGAGAGCGUUGCGUUGCAUAAGGCAUGCUAUUUGUACUACUCCAUCACCUGACUGGUGGAAACGUGUGCUGCUUGUGGCUCCUUGUUAUAGGGGUCCUUCUCAAGGACCUACUCCUGGUGCUGUUUUCACUUCUGAGAUGAUUUGUGAGGCAACAAUUGAUAGAAUUGUUGAGCUACUGAAGUUGACAAAUUCAGAUGUUAAUUGCUGGCAAGACUGGCUUGUCUUUUCAGAUAUAUUCUUUUUUCUUAUAAAAAGCGGCUGUGUUGAUUUCGUCUAUUUUGUGGACAAGCUAGUUUCACGCCUUACAGAGAGUGAUCCCCAUAUUCUUAGGACCAAUCAUGUCACUUGGCUUCUAGCUCAAAUUAUUCGGGUUGAGCUUGUGAUAAAUGCUCUAAAUUCAGAUGCUAGAAAGGUAGAGACAACUCGGAAGAUCCUAUCGCUUCAUAAAGAAGAUAGAAGCUCAGAUCCAAAUAGUCCUCAGAGUAUCCUGCUUGACUUUAUAAGCAGUUGCCAAAAUUUACGUAUUUGGUCAUUGAAUACAACAACUAGAGAAUAUCUGAAUAAUGAGCAGCUUCAGAAAGGAAAGCAAAUAGAUGAAUGGUGGAGACAUGCAAGCAAAGGGGAUCGUAUGAUGGAUUAUAUGAAUAUGGAUGAUAGGUCAAUUGGGAUGUUUUGGGUUGUAUCUUACACCAUGGCGCAACCAGCUUGUGAAACUGUGAUCAAUUGGUUAUCCUCUGCUGGAGUUGCAGAAUCGUUACCGGCAACAAACCUACAGUCCAAUGAGAGGUUAAUGGUUAUGCGGGAAGUCAAUCCAUUGCCAAUGUCAUUGUUAUCUGGCUUUGCAAUAAACCUGUGUUUAAAGCUGGCGUAUCAAAUGGAAGAAUCUUUAUUUUGCGGGCAGGUUGUACCUAAUAUUGCAAUGGCUGAAACAUAUUGCAGGUUACUGCUCAUUGCACCUCAUUCACUAUUCCGUUCUCAUUUCAACCAUUUGGCACAAAGGAGUCCUUCAGUAUUGAGCAAGCCCGGUGUUACUCUUUUGGUGCUUGAAAUUUUGAACUAUCGUUUGCUUCCACUUUACAGGUACCAGGGAAAAAGCAAAGCCUUGAUGUAUGAUGUAACAAAAAUAAUCUCUGCUCUGAAAGCGAAACGUGGAGACCAUCGUGUAUUUAGAUUGGCCGAGAACUUGUGCAUGAAUCUUAUUCUGUCACUGAGAGAUUUUUUCUUAGUGAAAAGGGAAGGGAAGGGUCCAACUGAAUUCACAGAAACUUUGAAUCGAGUAACUGUGGUCACUCUUGCUAUCAUCAUCAAGACAAGAGGAAUUGCUGAUGCUGAUCAUCUGCAUUAUCUUCAAACUAUGUUAGAGCAGAUAUUAGUUUCUAGUAACCAUACAUGGUCAGAGAAAACACUACGCUAUUUCCCUUCACUUCUUCGUGAUUUCUUGAUUCCUCGGAUAGAUAACAGGGGCAUUGCAAUUCAAGCAUGGCAGCAGGCAGAAACCACUGUGAUUAACCAAUGCACCCAGCUUCUGUCAUCAUCAGCUGAUCCUACUUAUGUUAUGACCUAUAUAAGUCAUAGUUUUCCUCAACACCGACAAUAUCUAUGUGCUGGAGCAUGGAUCCUGAUGCAAGGGCGCCCAGAGAACAUAAACAGUGUAAACCUGGCACGUGUCUUGCGAGAGUUCUCCCCUGAGGAAGUAACUGCUAAUAUUUACAUGAUGGUGGAUGUGCUGCUCCAUAACAUUCAGUUAGAACUUCAGCGCGGGCAUUCCUUGCAGGACCUCUUAGUGAAAGCAUGUGCAAACCUAACAUUUUUUAUUUGGACCCAUGAGUUACUUCCUUUGGAUAUUAUGCUUCUGGCACUUAUUGAUCGGGAUGAUGAUCCUCAUGCUUUGCGUAUUGUGAUUAGUUUACUUGAUAGGCAAGAACUUCAACAAAGAGUAAAACUAUAUUGUAUGAAUCGAGGCGCCCCUGAACACUGGCUUUACCCCGGAACCUUCAAACGAGUUGAAUUGCAGACAGCCCUUGGAAAUCAUCUUUCUUGGAAGGAUAGGUAUCCCGCAUUCUUCGAUGACAUUGCAGCGCGUUUGCUUCCGGUCAUUCCACUAAUAAUUUAUAGACUAAUUGAAAAUGAUGCCAUAGAUUCAGCGGACAGAGUUCUGGCCAUGUAUACUCAAUUUCUUGCUUACCACCCUUUUAGAUUUACAUUUGUUCGUGACAUUCUUGCAUAUUUCUACGGCCAUCUUCCCCCAAAGCUUAUUGUUCGAAUUCUGAAUGUACUUGAUAUCAGCAAGAUCCCAUUGUCUGAGUCAUUUCCGCAGCACAUCAAUUCAUCAAAUCCUGUCAUCUGCCCACCUCCAGAUUACUUUGCAACUCUCCUACUGGGAAUAGUGAAUAAUGUUAUACCUCCAUUACAUAACAACUCAAAAUCUGGAUCAGCUGGUGAUGGUUUAAAUAAUUCAAUGCGUGCUCCACCUAACAAGACUCCAGCAACCUCUCAAUCUGGGCAAACAAAUGCUUCUGAUGGCCAAAAAGCAUUUUAUCAAAUUCAGGAUCCAGGCACAUAUACUCAGCUGGUUCUUGAAACAGCAGUCAUUGAAUUACUGUCUCUUCCCGUAUCUGCAUCCCAGAUUGUAUCAUCUCUGGCUCAAAUUGUCGUCAAUAUACAACCAACGCUAAUUCAAUCCAGCAAUGGCCUGCAUGGAGCUACAAAUGGUGUUGGGCAAGGCUCAGUGUUACCAACAUCCCCUUCAGGUGGAAGCACAGAUUCCUUGGGCACAAACAGAUCAAGUCCUUCAGUUUCCGGAAUAAAUGUUUCUGGCUUUGUUUCUCGAAGUGGUUAUACAUGCCAACAAUUGUCUUGCUUAUUGAUCCAAGCAUGUGGCCAUCUACUGGCUCAGCUCCCUCCUGAUUUUCAUAAACAACUCUAUAUAGAGGCAUCACGUAUAAUAAAAGAAACAUGGUGGCUCAGUGAUGGCAAGAGAUCACUGGGGGAACUAGACUCUGCUGUUGGUUAUGCUUUGUUGGACCCAACAUGGGCUGCUCAAGACAACACCUCAACAGCCAUUGGUAAUAUUGUUGCUCUGCUUCAUUCAUUUUUCAGUAACCUCCCACUGGAAUGGCUAGAAGGGACCCAUCUUAUCGUCAAACAUCUCAGGCCAGUGACAUCAGUUGCAAUGUUGAGAAUAGCAUUCCGUAUAAUGGCUCCGUUGCUCCCAAAGCUUGCCAAUGCUCACAACCUCUUUAAUAAGACCCUCUCAUUGAUUUUCAAUAUGAUGGUGGAUGUCUUUGGGAAGAAUGCUCAGCCAUCAACUCUUGUUGAGCCACUAGAAGUGACAGAUCUUAUAGACUUCUUCCAUCAUAUCGUCCACUAUGAAGGACAAGGAGGGCCUGUGCAGGCUAACAGCAAGCCGAGACCAGAGGUUUUAGUUCUGUGUGGAAGAGCUGCCGAAAGUCUACGUCCAGAGAUUCAGCAUCUUCUUUCGCACUUAAAACCCGACAUAAAUUCUUCCAUUUAUGCUGCUACUCAUCCUAAGUUGGCACAGAGCACAUCGUAAAAGGGGAUUUAGCAUUAGUAGUGGAUACCGUUUCUCUUAAAUGUACGUAUCCUUCUUGGAAGAGAUUUCCUUUUUGCCUGUAAAUAUGAAUGGUAAUUUUUAGGAAACAGCUAGGUUUUUUUAGUGUUUAAAGAAGAGGAAAAGGUACCGUUGUAUGAUUAGUUAUUUUUGGAUUCCUGUUCUUAAGAAUAAUAGAAAAAUGCAAUGCUUCCAAGUA
Molecule: messenger RNA, 5280 nt
Organism: Rosa rugosa (rugosa rose)
Lineage: Eukaryota; Viridiplantae; Streptophyta; Magnoliopsida; Rosales; Rosaceae
Product: mediator of RNA polymerase II transcription subunit 23
Exons: 21
Coding region: 255-5063 (1602 amino acids)
Biological process (GO): regulation of transcription by RNA polymerase II; positive regulation of gene expression
Cellular component (GO): transcription regulator complex; mediator complex
Source: RefSeq, a predicted model, not a curated record